Cimex lectularius (bed bug) is the source of this 1685-nucleotide messenger RNA. It is a transcript of the gene BORCS5, whose product is annotated as BLOC-1-related complex subunit 5. Lineage: Eukaryota; Metazoa; Arthropoda; Insecta; Hemiptera; Cimicidae. Gene Ontology annotation, biological process: positive regulation of anterograde synaptic vesicle transport; organelle transport along microtubule; lysosome localization. Gene Ontology annotation, cellular component: cytoplasmic side of lysosomal membrane; BORC complex; synaptic vesicle membrane. Bases 402 to 1217 code for a protein of 271 amino acids. The record is from RefSeq and is a predicted model, not a curated record. The transcript is spliced from 5 exons.
CGGUUAGAAACAACACCUCCAAAUCUUAUUUCUUACCUCAAAACAUUCAGCCUUUAAUAAUAAAAAAUCUCUGAUCAAGUCGAUAACCAUUCCUGGGGAGGAUGAAAGCAUCUGAAAGAUAGAAGGCCACGCGUCGGACACGUCUUGGAGGCGGAGCCGGCCCUGCUUUCACCCUCGACAGCUUUUGACUGAAUUGGUCGAAUGCUAAUCGCACUGUCUCCAGACGACAAGAAACGACCAGCAGACGGCAAAGUUCAUCACUGUCAACUGAUACAACCUUCCCGAUUGUUACUGCAUUGCUGCAGUAACCUUCGUACGCUUAUAUGCUGAUUAACUUGACAAACCGUAAAUUAUAUGCAGUAUAUUGCUGAAUAUAAAGUCAAGCCAGGCUUUGGGUAACAAUGGGCUCUGAGCAGAGUAGCCACGGUGCGGUGCCAAAGAACAGUAAAUCGACAAGGAUAGGUCAGCUGAGAAGAGGGAAGUCCGUACCGGAACCCAAACGCCCUGAGCGGGACAGUGUUGAGGGUUCAAGACCAGGUAGUUGUUCUCCAGGGCUUAGCGUUUGUUCCGAUUCAGACCUACCCUACAUUUCAUAUACUGUGAAUAGGCCAAUCGGAGAUUCUCCUAAGCUGCAGACAAAACAAACUAGCCAUCUGGCUAGAGGAAGAUCGCUGGGGACAAAUGCUUUGUCAUCUCCGAGGAAAAAUGUUUUGAGAAAAAACCCCACUCACAAGGCGCACAAUGUUAUCGUAGUCAAACCAGCGGCAAAAGAAGAAACCGCCGACAAAGACCCAGAUAUUAUUAGACUUCAGAAAAUUCCCAUGUUCUUGCCAAUUAUGAGAGGGACCCUGAAUUUACCAGCACCGAGAGACCCGGAGAUACUCGAAAGGCUGGAUCCAAACGCGCUUUACAAUCUGUGCUUGAAGUGUGAAAAGUACCUUCACGAAUGUGCAACCCAAGUUGCUGGUGAUCAACACCUGCUCGCCCUUCAGAUAAAGGAGAUUGACUCCGAAGUUACCAAGAUAUACUCGCAUUUGCUUGAGAGGCAAAAAACUUUUGCAAAGCAAGCAGACAGCCUGGCCAAGAUCACGGAGAUCACAGAUGAAAUUGAAAAGUGUCGUUCUACCCUUGACACAACCCUCGACUGUGUUCAGAAGCUAAACAACACGCUGCCGGAAGACGAAAGGCUGGAACCUUUUGUCUGGGCAACGGGAUAAUUUCAAAAUUAAUUAAUUCACCACGAAUGAAGGCCACUGACCAAUCAAAUUAUAAUAUUCUCAAAUUGUUAUAUUCACUACUAAAAAAAUGAUUAAUCACCAUUAGCUUGAAGGGCCAGAAAAUUAUGGUCUCUGAUAAAAUUGUAUUUAAUUUAUUUAAUUAUAAGUAUUAUAAAUGCUCAUGUACAUAUUAAAGAGUAUUUAUUAAUUGCAGUCUUAAAAGGAUGUAAAUAAAAUUUUAGAUGUCAUGACAUCAAAAGUAUGCUAGUUAUUAAUUUUUUUCUCUGAAUUGUGAUAAAAAUUCAAAUAAUUUAUAAAAGUUACCUGUUUAAUAUUUAAUUUAUCACUGUACUGAAAAAAAAUUGUGUUUACCCCUAAGCAUUAUAAAAUCCAUUUAUGUGGAAUUGUUCAUCUUUUAUUAGAGUUGUGUUUAUGUUUUAUACUUGUACAAUUAAAAUAAUUGCAUUU